Messenger RNA from Haliotis rufescens (red abalone), 2241 nucleotides. RefSeq lists its product as uncharacterized. The coding region runs from base 865 to 1959 and encodes 364 amino acids. Gene Ontology annotation, molecular function: DNA binding. The transcript has 2 exons. The record is from RefSeq and is a predicted model, not a curated record. Gene Ontology annotation, cellular component: nucleus. NCBI's taxonomy places the organism in Eukaryota, Metazoa, Mollusca, Gastropoda, Lepetellida, Haliotidae.
AUACAGAACCGUUACCUAAAUUCGUGGAUAACCUUGAUUCGUGGAUCGCGGUAAUUAUCAUGAUAUCUCGUUAAUUAAGUCUCGUAUGACGUCACACAGCGGUACUUUUGAUGUACACACACUGCCACGCCUUGCUGACAAAAAUGUUCCGAAUCGCUGCAUUGCACGGUUCACCGACGCCUUCGCGACAGGGAUACAAAAGUUAAUCGCCUACAGCUUUGACUAAUGCUUACUUGGAAGUCAAAAACAAUAAAGUUGCAGUUCAUAGAGCGGCAUUAAACUUCUCUGUACCCGAGCAAACACUGAGAGACAGGAUAAAAGGCAAGAUCAAUGUUGACACUUGUCAAGUCAGGUGCAACUCCAAUUUUUGAUGCGGAGCAGGAAACUAGACUUGUUGACCAUGUAACAUACAUGGCAUCCAUCAGAUACGGAUAUACCAGGAAAGAGGUUGUCCAAUUAGGGUCUAACUUUGCUUGUCAGUUAGGAAAACGUGACCUGUCCCAUCCAUUAUCUGUCAAGUGGUUAUAUGGUCUGUUGGAGCGAUGGCCGGAGUUGAAAGUUAGAAGUGCCAAGUCUCUCACGGAAGUUCGUGCCAAAGCAAGUUCAGAGGAAUGAAUCAACAAAUAUUUUGAUGAACUUGCCAUGAUUAUGGAAAAAUACGGUUUCCAAUCAAGACCAGAAGCAAUUUGUAACAUAGACGAGAAAGGAAUCAACCAGUCCCAUGUCGCACCGAAAAUUGUUGGCUCAAGAAAUUCCGUGGCCUACGAGAUUUCUUCGGAGAGAUCGUCUGUCGUCACACUUUUGGGAUGUUGAAAUGCUCUGGGCACAUUUAUUCCACCUUUCUUUGUAUUUCCGGGUGCUAGAAUGCGCAGUGGCUGUACAGCGGGAAGUGACGGAACUGUUUCUGAAUCGGGAUGGUCAAAUGGUGUUAUAUUCCAAGAUUACUUGGACAGGCAUUUCCUUCGAUAUGCAUCUCCAGCAACGCCGAAUAGACCUUUGCUUCUUCUGUACGAUGGCCACAAGUCGCACAUUUCUCCGUCUCUGAUAGACUGGGCAAAAGAUCACAAUAUUGUGUUGUUUGUCCUCCCGGCUCACACAAGUCAUAUUUUGCAGCCAAUGGACGUGGGAUGUUUCGGUCCGUUUACAAAAAUCUACAACAUCGCCUCCGUAGCAUGCAGGGCAUAUUCUGCUGCUUUAACGCCUGGUCACUUGCAGUCGGCAUUCAGAAAGUCUGGAAUCUAUCCCUUUUCGCCAGAUAUGAUUGAUAAAUCUGCAUUCCAACCAGCUGCUUUUAUCCACGCAUCACACGUUGAAGACAAGUCGCAGCAAGUACCAGCUACUGACGACAUACACAGCCCACGUUCCAACCCUAACGUUGAGAAGGAAAAUCUCGUCACUAACUUUGACCAAACCCAAUUCUUUGUUGACCAGCUUCCCGUCAUUCAGAAGAAGCAAAGAAAACCACGUAGAUCUAUCCACAAGAUCGUUAGCGGCAACGCCAUAACUGAACCAGAGAUAGAAAUUCAAGUUAAAAACUAUGUUAAAAGUUCAACUUCUAAACAGCCAGUACCAACCAAGAAACGACCAGCAAAGUCACAUACAUCAGCUGCACAAUCUCAAAAGAAACAUAAAAGUACCACCGAGCCAGCAGCGGGACCAUCCGGUGCGAUUAAUCUACUAUACAGCAGUGACAGUGAGGAUUCGCCAAUAUCCGAUGACGAAACAUGUUGCGUGUGUCAUCACUUUCAGCCCGCUGAACUGGCCCAAUGCACAUCACUGUCUUUCGUACAAUGGGGGCAGUGCAUGUAUCAUGACUUAACCACUGGGUGCACUUACAGUAUUGUUGUCCAGUGCGCGUGCUUCGGACGCAUGACACGUUUUAUUGCCCUUGCCAUGGUCUGCCAUGCAAACCAUCGGAAGAGUAGGACUGAAAGAGGACACAAACUUACCUGUAAAUAGUGUACAUAACUUUAUUGACAAGAUUCGUUUCGGAACCUGUGCGGACAAAAUGCUGCCUAUUAUCUGAACGUCAAAAAUAUAUAUCAAAUGUAUUUGUAUCCAUAUGUAUAACGUUACACAUUCGUUAGGAAAAAUAAACUUGCCAUAAAUAAAGAAAAUCGAUUUUCCUCUAUGACGCCAGCGUUCGUUUUCAAACCAGAUUUAUUUCCCUCGUUUACAACCAGACCAUUUAUAUUUAUGACAAAGACAAGUUGUAAGUUGAUGCCGAAAUGUGUGCGUAAU